Molecule: messenger RNA, 2853 nt
Organism: Limanda limanda (common dab)
Lineage: Eukaryota; Metazoa; Chordata; Actinopteri; Pleuronectiformes; Pleuronectidae
Product: ubiquitin thioesterase OTUB2-like
Exons: 5
Coding region: 192-875 (227 amino acids)
Biological process (GO): protein K48-linked deubiquitination; negative regulation of double-strand break repair
Cellular component (GO): nucleus
Molecular function (GO): cysteine-type deubiquitinase activity; ubiquitin binding
Source: RefSeq, a predicted model, not a curated record
AUGGAAAUAAAACUGUAACAACGUGUUGACACAUUCUUUGACGGGCGGGGAAUUGACAAACCCGAUUUUCCGCCUCCGUCUCCAUGUUGUGGACAUGCGAAGGUUCGUUCCUCUUCCUCUUCUCUGAUCUGAGGCGUGUGCUCGGUUCUCCCUGCUGCUUCCAGGCUGUCAGCUCAGCGGCUGUUUAGCAGAUGGAGGCUGGAAAUCUCGUCUCGCACAGAGAGGACAUCUCCUCCAUGUUUCCACAGCAAAUACCCGGGGCCAAGUAUAAAGAUCUGAGCAGCCAGUUCUCCUCUGUGAGGAAAGUACGUGGUGAUGGAAACUGCUUCUACCGGGCCUUCUGCUUCUCUCACAUGGAGUCGGUCCUGCACAACACCCGAGCUCUGCAGAGAUUCAAGGACAAAAUAAUUCAAAGCGGUGAAGUGUUGUCCUCUGCAGGAUUCGAUGAGAGCCGCUUCAAACAACACCUGGACAAAGUGGUAGAUGUGGUGGAGCAGUGCCAGGCUGACGAGCAGGACUACGCGUUGCUGAGGCUCUUCAAUGAGCAGAUCACCUCUGACCACGUGGUGCAGUAUCUAAGGCUGCUCACCUCGGCCCACCUGCAGAGCCACGCACAGUUCUUCUCCAACUUUGUGGAGGCGCCCAAUCUACACGCAUACUGUCGUCAGGAAGUGGAGGUGAUGGGGAUGGAGUGCGAUCACGUGGACAUUCUGGCUCUCUCUGAGGCUUUGGACAUUUGCACACAUAUCGUCUCUGUGGAUGGUGACGAGCAGCAGUUGGCUCACCACAUGAUUCCAGAGGGUGCGGAGCCCUCCCUGCACCUCCUCUACCAAACAUCGCACUACAACAUUCUCUACCCGCGACCUCACCACUGACCAGCGAUAUGUCACAACCCUGCACAACUCAGGAACUCGAACUUUGGUUGAAUACAUCCCAGCAGCGCUUUAAGACACUUGUGAAAACAGAUUUUUAUAAAAUCUUGCAGCGUACAGAGAAUCAACAACAUCUGGAAGUACAACUAUUGCACAUUGUGCAUGUUAAAAAUUACAUUUAUCUAUUUAGCAUUUUAACUUUGUCUUAGAUGGAUUUUUUUUUUUUAAAUACACAUUUCUUAUAACAUAUCACUGCUGCUGCUCCUGCUGCUGCUGCUCCUGCUGUUCCUGCUGCUGAUGCUGGUCCCGCUGCUGCUGCCUCUGCUUCAGCCUCUUUUCCUUCCUCUGCUCCUUCCUCUGCUCCUUCCUCAGCUUCUUCUUCCCAGGCUGUGGUGGACCACAUUUUUUUAAGUCGUCUUCCUUCUGCUGUAUUGACACCUUGGUCAGGGCGCUUUCCAAACCGGCACGAGGCAGGUUGGGCAGGGCGAGUUUUCCCAUCUGAGUCGGGUACCUGGUCUUUACCAGGUUCUUGAACACAGGCUGGGAUCUCAAAUGCUUCAAAUGCUUUUUCAUGCUCUUGACCAUCUUCUGCUGCUCUCUGUCACCAUCCUCAUCCUUUGGUCCGCCUGUGAACAAACAUGUCACCUUCAGCUGUUUGUAUUUGAACACUUUUCCAAUGGUUGUCACGGAUAUGAUUAUGUUGGUCUUACCGAGUAAAAGAUCAUCAUCCAGGUCCACCUCCAGGGCCUCUGCUGCUUUUGCGAACCAGGAGUUGUGUUGCUUCUCUCUGCCGUUGUGGAACUCAAUCUUCUCUAUGCUCCUGGCCAAGUUUACUCGUUCCUGCGGUGGGACACACUCAACAGUUAACAAUCAGAAAGAAUUGCUUUAACGUGACAUAUAUACAGGACCUAAUACCAGUGGAGCUUACUUUGAUUGCUUCCAUGCAUUUGCUCUCUACUGGGAACAUUGGAAGGUCCUCGUCCUUCCCUAGAGUAUUAUAAAUCUUCCUGAAGUUCAACACGUCGUCUGGGCCGAUUACCAGCAAACUGAGACCCUCUUUAGUCGCUCUCGCUGUUCUGCCACUCCGAUGGACAUAAGUCUCAGAUGUCCUGGGAACCUGAAGUACACAGGAGAGCAUUCAAAUUAUAGUAUUAGUAUUAGUAGUAUUCUUAAAAACAAAACUAGAAUUACCGCACUGCAGUUGUUUGCCAGUGCAGUUUCCAUGUACAUUUUUCUACAUAUUUAUUUUCCAGAUUCAAUUAAUGUCACUGUGACUUUUGACCACUGAAAUGUAAUCACUUGAUCUGAAAAUUGUAGUCCAAGUGAUCAAAAGUUGAAGAAAUGUCAUCGAGCACUCUUGAGAUAUCACAUCUAAGAGGCCAAAAACAUGUUAUUUAAAAAAUAAUCUAUUUAGGUCAUCCUUGAGUCCAAGUGAAUAUUUGUACAAAAUGUCCCUCAGGGCAUUCUUGAGAUAUAAUGUUCACAGUCAUGGGAGUCAAAAUUCAAGGAACCUGAAAAUGUGGACACCUAAAAAGAAAAACAUACCUGGUAGUGGAUCACAUGUUGAAUGUUGGGAAUAUCCAGUCCUCUUGCAGCUACAUCGGUGGUCAGCAGAACACAACUGUGAAUCAAGUCACAUCAGUAAAGCAGGAGAUUUAUGGAGCUCAGUGUUGUUUUUUUGUUGGGUUUGGUUUUCUUGCUUAUUUAGAGAUUUUUUUUAAUUUCCUACCCCUCACUGCUACUGCAUUGUACAAACAUUGGAGGUACAAUUUAUAUAAAAUAUUAUUAUUAAACAAUUUAACUAGGUUGAGUUUAAGUUAAAGUGACUAGCUUCAAUACAACUUUAACAAGGUAUGUGAAUUUUUGGUGUGAGUGUUCUUGUCAACAGUACAUGUUCAGACAUGAUUGACAGUCAAUGUGUGCUCUAGUAAUUCCUCCCUCCUCCAUCUGUAGGAGUGAAUAAAAUCCCUGUGUGAAGCUG